GCCUGUAACCCACUUUCUCUUGCAGAAAGACUUGCAUCUUCUCUGGACUGGUCUGUGGCUCAAAAAUUGGACUCCUAAGUCACCUCAAGACCCAUCAGUGAGCUGUGGUAGAGAUCAUCCUCUAGUCGAGGGAUUGCCAGUGGUGACAUUGUUCAUCAGUGUUUCUUUCACCAGAAUUUGGAACGUAUUUCUUAACACUGCCACUUGAAGCCUAGGGCACACCUUCCUUUCUGAAGAUUUUAGGACAUGUGAAAACCUGUCAUGAAGUAUGAUUCCUUUCAGCCUUAGUCAAACAACUUUAGCCUGAGGGGGAAACAUAUCACUUCAAAGGCAUUUUUUCCCAGUUUCAGGGACAGAAGGAAAAGCAACGAAGUGACAAGGAAGGGGCAGAGAAUGGUAGUAUAGAUCCACAAAACAGACCCCAUCAAGAAAUUUCUAUAUGAAACCCACAGGAAGAGUCUCAUUUUAAUGACUUGUUUAUGGUAAAGCUUGGUGCCUCUUUUCCAUCUGGCUAGAGGUUGCUCCAUGUAAUAGAGCAAACAGUACAGCAGCUAUUAGCCAAGCAGUAAUCUGGCACUGAGUCUAACCAGACUGUCAUUUCCAGGUCAGCCUCUACAUUUCUGCUGACCAAAUUGCCUUCAUCAUGAGAUCAUGUCUUUCCAGAGAAAUCCCACUAAUGCCCUCAUUCUGUGGAGGUGGUAUAUAUAGAGGGAGGUUCUCUGUGUUAGCAACGUGCAGUCCAGCAAAGACACCACUGUCCUCUAAGUGAUUGCACUGUCUUCUCUCUUACCAUUAAACUUCAAUAGAAGACAUGGACAUUACCAUCCAGCACCCCUGGUUCAAACGUGCUCUUGGACCCCUGAUUCCAAGCCGCUUGUUUGACCAGUUUUUUGGGGAGGGUCUUUUUGAUUAUGAACUCCUGCCUUUGUUGUCCUCCACCAUCAGCCCUUACUACAGGCACUCUCUCUUCCGCAGUGUUUUGGAAUCAGGCAUUUCUGAGGUGAGAUCUGACCGGGACAAGUUUACAAUCAUGCUGGAUGUAAAACAUUUCUCUCCUGAAGAUUUAAGCGUGAAGAUUAUUGAUGACUUUGUUGAAGUCCAUGGCAAGCACAAUGAAAGACAGGAUGACCACGGCUACAUCUCCCGCGAAUUCCACCGCAGGUAUCGCCUGCCUUCCAGCGUGGACCAGUCUGCCGUCACCUGUGUCCUGUCUGCUGAUGGCAUGCUGACCUUCUCUGGUUCCAAGGUCCAGUCUAAUGUCGAUACCAUUCACAGCGACAGACCCAUUCCUGUAGCCCGUGAGGAGAAGCCCACCUCGGCUCCUUCUUCCUAAGCUAAACCUGCUACUGAAGCAUCCAGGCUGUCACAAUUCGCAGGCCUCAUUCACAGAGCCAUUGCAUAGCUAUCAGUGCAUUCUAGAAGGGUUUACUUUUUCUUUUCACUUUUUUCCCCUUGGAUGGAAUGAGAGGCUGGGUGAGCAGCUAGUGGUCUUUGAAGCUUAAACCUAAAAAAACUGUGAUGUCAGGAUGACAUGAAACAAGGAUGCUGCCAAGCUGAUGUUUUUGCUGAAACAGCCAUGUAUUGUGGUGUACAAGGUAACAUCUACCAGAUAUUGAGAAGUGCACAAGUAACACCAACACCUGAUAUACCAAUUUUUAAUGUAAGGCUCAAGCAGGAGAAAGCCCUGCAGCCUUGCUCUGUUCUAAGUGAGAAUUAAGCUAAUUGCCUUAAAAAGAGCCUGAGACACUGUGCACCUGAAAUGAAUGUACCAUGAAUUCCUUGAAGCAACAGGAGAACCACUGACAUGUCACAUGCAGCAGCUGCAACAAUUUUUCAGUAAAGUUUUUAAGUGUAUCUGUUUAUGCCACUCCAGUGUCAUCUUCCCCCAGUGACAACUGAUGCAAGGAUAAGCACGCUGUUCCACUGUCUUUGUAGAUCCUUCAUGGGGGUCCAUCGCUGUGCUGAGGCUUCAAAUUCCCACCAAGCUCUCCCCAGCCUCCAUGUCUCACACCAUUUUUCAUAAAUCUUGCUGUAACUCUAAUGUAGUCCCACCUGUUCUGCUGAUACCUGGCAUUCAAUACAAGCACUCAGUCAAUGGCAGUCAAUAAAGAAUAUAAAUAAGAAGCAAAAUACCAGCUGCUUUCUUU
Alligator mississippiensis (American alligator) is the source of this 2147-nucleotide messenger RNA. RefSeq names its product crystallin alpha A (gene CRYAA). Gene Ontology annotation, molecular function: structural constituent of eye lens; protein folding chaperone. Gene Ontology annotation, biological process: protein refolding; response to heat; lens development in camera-type eye. NCBI's taxonomy places the organism in Eukaryota, Metazoa, Chordata, Crocodylia, Alligatoridae. The coding region runs from base 812 to 1333 and encodes 173 amino acids. The transcript has 3 exons. The record is from RefSeq and is a predicted model, not a curated record.